Messenger RNA from Paramuricea clavata, 5979 nucleotides. Lineage: Eukaryota; Metazoa; Cnidaria; Anthozoa; Malacalcyonacea; Plexauridae. The record is from the annotation of a GenBank genome assembly.
GCCACGUGCACAUAACCACAUCCCAGACACAGACCCGUCCCCCCUGAUUGUGGUUGAACAAGAAUCUCGAAGGAGUAAAGAAAUUUAUUAGGUAAGUUUUCAGCGAAAUUCGUGCUGCUUUUGUGCCUUGUAGGCCUCUGUUUUGUUUUAAAUAGACGUAUCGAUACAAUACGUAAGGAAAUAUAACUUGUGUGCUUUUUAAACGGUUGAUUUUUGAAGGAAUUUUGAGAUUUUUGGAUCGCAUGUUCGGUGCAAGUUUCAUUAUUGUCUAGCCUAAAAGUUUGAGUUUUAUGCCAUAGAAACAUGAAAGUCUAGCUAUUUCUUGCUCGAAUUUUGCUAAGUUUCGCUAGUGCAUACGUUUAAGAGCCAACCUUUUUGGCAAACCAUUCACAAUAAUUUGAAAAUUGUGUGAAAAUAUAAAAAUGUUAUGAAGUACAAAAUUGAGAACUUUAAUUGUUCAGAGUUUAGCUUUAUUUUUUUUUUUAAUUUUUACAAAUUUGCCAUUAUUAAAGAUAUAAACUAACUAUAAAUUACACACAAUGGCUGGAAUGACCACACAGAGAUAAAAUCUCCAAUAACGGGGUUCCACAACAUACAUAAACAUAACAAUAAUUUACACUAUGGUGUGACAGAUAUUAGACAUACUAAUAAACAGAUAGGCAAAUUAACAGGCCACAAAUUGAAACAAACAACGAUAAGACAACGACAUGAGAUCCUAUUUGAAAUUCUGAACUCGUGAAUGAAGUACUAGAGUAAUUUGAAGCUGUUAAGAUUGUUUAUGUAUCGAGCAAGCUAUAUUAAAAUUUAAUGACUGCUUUCCCUAUCACACACACCGUCCACAACCGCCAAAAUGCUAUACUCGUAGUCAUGUACAUGGAGUUGAACCAUAAGAUAAAGUAAUAUUCAUUAUAGCAUAAUGGUAAUUGCAUUUGGCACACGCAAUAAGGGAUCACUAUAUAAGGUUCGAUUGACCUAACAACAUGGUCUAGAUAAUAAGUUCCAUAAAGGACGACUUGUGUGACAUUUCACACAAACUGACUUAAGAGUUCUCGGGUCAUUGGGGUUGAAAACACUGCCGUGUAACAGCUUAUCAGCUGUUAGUGUAUUAUUAUUCUGGUUAUGUUUAUUUUUCAAUUUCUUUUACAAAGGGUUGAGCAUCAUUUAGCAUUCAUUGUUUCUUAACCCAUUGUUAGUGAUUGACCAAUAAAUCUGUACAUACUGGGCUAAUUUUUGCCUUAUCGGUAGACAAUCCAAAUCAGCUGUAUCUCCAAAUGUGUACAACCAAUUGUUGAGAAAAUACGCCCUUUAAAAAUUAUAUAUACGUUGCGGGAUGGUACACUUUGCAUUUUAAUGCAGUAUGUUAAAUUAGUGUGUGAAGCAUGCCAUUUACAGUUUUAUGCAAAUUUUGGUUGCAAUAACAUGUUACGUUGGAAAUUAUCAUUAAAAAAUUGAAAUGGAUGGGGACUGAGGAGCCAUUUUUGGAUUGGAAGGGCUGGUGAACGCUGAAGGCAUGAGUUUACUAGGGGAUGGGCGUCUUGCCCCCGGGAAAUUUUGAAAUCUGAGAACUUCCAGAGCCCCGGAAAUGCAAUCAAAUUUACUAGUUGCUGUUAAAAAGUUUAUUAACCAUCAUCUGUUUAAUUAAAUAUCUAACCAGAAAUAGAUUGAAUACUUGGCUAUAUAAAUUAUAAAUAUAUGGUUAACUGAUCUGAAAGAUUUCAGUAUUCUUAGUUUAUAAAAAUCACAUAUGUAUGGAAAAUUUUUUGUGGAGCUAAAGCCCCCAGGUACUGGAGCAGGGGGUGUGGGCGGGGCUGGGGAGUGCAUGCCAGGGCUCGAAUUUUAUCGCGGCAAUUGCUGUAGAGGGAGUACAAAAUGCCGUGGAUCAUUGCGGCGACGACGGCAAUUUUUUGCCGUAUAGUAUAAUUUUUAUACUAUUCACUAAAUUACUAUAUUAACAAUAAAGUUAAAUUUUUGUUACAGUAAUUUGAAAAAAUGCUGUGGAAACUGCCAAAAUUGCUGUAGACAGCUGUUACGUUCUACGGCAAUUUUUAACGCCAUUGCCGUCGAUUGAUUUCAGGGAAAUUUGAGGCCUGAUGCAUGCUCAGCCACAUAUUGAUGUUUAGUUGGUUAAAAGUUAAAUUCUUUGAUUUAGAACUAAACUAAACACAGCGCCAUGCCAAAUAUUAAACUACGAAGCUCGGAUGGAGAGACCUUCGAUGUUGAUGUUGAGAUUGCAAAAGCAUCGGUCACGAUAAAGACUAUGUUGGAUGGUAAGAUAUAUUGCUGUAUAUGCCAUGGUUUGUGUGGGAACUACCUUUGUUAUUGGGUUAUUCCAGAAAACAUCCAUACCCCCCCCCAUGGAGGAAAUUGGAAGUUAACCCCCCUACCCUCUUUGGAUGUCCAAAUACACUUACUAUUAUUAGAAACAAAUUUUUUCUUCCUCCUACUUGAGACCGCAGAAAUGUCCUUCGUGGGGGGAGUGUGGAUUUUUUCUGGAACAACUCAUUGGGGUGGGGGGAGAGACACAUUGUCAUUUCUGAAGUUCAACAUUUAAGAGUACACUCUGGGAGGGGAGAUGGUGCUGAUGUACACUGGUUGAUGAGAACUUUCUUUUUGGAGUGAUGUGAGCACUUACCCAGAUAAUCUGUCGAUGGAACUAAAUUUUAGGUUAAUUACCAAAUUCUUGUCUCUUUCAGAUUUAGGCAUGGACGAGAACGACGAAGAACCUGUUCCGUUACCAAAUGUCAAUGCCGCAAUUCUAAAGAAGGUGAUUGCAACUUGUCUGCAGCAAUGCUGCAAAAUCAGGUUUUGCCUGGUGCUCAGUACACACUUACAGAAAGUUUCAUCACUUUAACUGUAGAGCCUUAUGUUAAUGCUUGGGACAUUGAGUUUUACAACUAAUGUCACAUACACAAAAGUGAGGCUCUAUGUCCAAAGUGACAAACUUUCUAGAAGGGUGUAUUGAGCACACAGGCCUAAUCUGUGCUUCAAAAUAUCCAUGUAUACUAUAAUCCUUUUGGCAAGUGUCUUUUUUAUGACGAAGAAACUGUUAUAAGAAUGUGUUAAGUUAUUUAACAUGUUGAGUGGCAGCACGUUCCACUUAAGGAGAAAAAUCAUCUGUCUUUAGACAGAGUAAAAUAACAAGUAGUGCACAUUGUCACAUGUAUAAAGGAUUACUGUCGUUCCAAUUGAAGUGUUGCUCAAAUAUUGAUUCAAUACAUUACCUCGGGCUGCCCAAUUCAUUUCAUCAAGUUCCUCGAGAUAUUCAUACACUUCCUAGUAUAAUUGUAAACUUCCUGUUGAAUAGUUUGAAUGCACCAAUCACCUUUGUUGUUUGUGCAACUAACCAAUCAUAAAUAGAAAGGAAGUGACCAGAAAUGAUCAAAUACUUGGAAUUGGCUCUUUCACAGGAAGUGUAUGAAUAUCUCGAGGAACUUGAUCAAAUGAAUUGGUCAGCCUGAGGUAAUGUAUUGAAUCAAUAUUUGAGCAACACUUCAAUUGGAACGACAGUAAACCUUCAAGUGGCAAUGCACCCUGAUGUAACCUACUUUGUUAUUUUACUCUGUCUAAAACCAGAUGAUUUUACUUGUCAAGCAGAGAGUGCUGAGAACUGAGAACGUUAAGAAUUGUUUUGAUGUAAUGGGCUACAUUUCAUAAAUAUUUCUUGUUGAAGGUAAUUCAAUGGGCCACACAUCAUAAGGACGAUCCACCCCCUCCCGAGGAUGAUGAGAAUAAAGAGAAGAGAACAGACGAUAUUGAACCUUGGGAUAUGGAGUUUCUCAAAGUUGAUCAAGGGACACUGUUUGAGCUUAUACUGGUACAAUAAUAAUUCAAUUAUUAUCUAACGAUAGUUUUGAUUCUCACACUGGGUCCCCAUUUGUUCUGCCACCGCAAGCAGGGCAGUGCCUUUAUUAUUUACCUAUCUGUUUAUAAAAAACAUGAUUAAUUAACAAAUCCCGGAUAACAGUUCAGUUCAUAAUCUAAACAAAAACUAUAUACAACUAAAAAAACAACAAACUCUAGUAUCCACCAAUCUGGGAGGGUGGGUGGGUAACUGCAUACGAUGUGCAAAAAACUAAAAGAUGCGAAAGUCACUUAUCACGUGACUUUAUACAACUCGUGUGACCUAACACAGGGCACCCCAGUAUGAGAAACCUGUUUCUCGCUUAUUUCGUAAACUCAGACAGCGAGAAACUCAAAUAACUUUUGCUAAACACAAAAUAUAAGAUGUAGAAUAUGUAAGGAGUGAAAUUAUGAGUUUAUUUCUUCUUUGCCUAGGCAGCCAAUUAUUUAGAUAUUAAAGGCUUGCUGGAUGUUACAUGUAAAACAGUUGCAAAUAUGAUCAAAGGUAAUAUGUUCACAUAUGACAUAAUGUAUAUCUUAAAGGCACAGGUCAGCAUUUUGAAUGAUGUUUUUUAAGGCGCAUUUCAGCCCUUUUAAUUGAAAAAACUAACUAGGAAAAUCAAUUAAGCAAUUAAUUCAAGAUCAGCAAACUUAAUUUUUUUAACAUUUUAAAACAUUUUUUUGUUAAAAACAUUGAGUUUAUUGAUCUUAAAUUAUGCAUAAUUGAUUUUCCUAGUUAGUUUUUUCAAUUAAAAGGGCUGAAAUGCGCCUUAAAAACCAUCCUUCAAUACCUUGGCUUUUGUUAUAACUUGUUAAUUUUUAGUAUGUUUUGGUAAUAAAUGGUUAUUUCAAAUCUCAUGAAAGGUAAAACGCCAGAAGAAAUAAGGAAAACAUUUAAUAUAAAGAAUGAUUUCACCCCUGAAGAAGAGGAACAGGUAUGUCUUGUGAUUCUCAUCCUGUGGUAACACUGGAUCAAUAAAAGAUGAUUCUUACUGGACCUCUAGCCUCUAGGAAGAACAGUUUAGAAUUGAUGGAGCUAUCCAGUAUAAAUAAAGUUAGUUUAGUUUAGGUUUCCUCCUGUAGUAACACUGGAUCAAUAAGAGAUGAUCCUUACUGGACCUCUAGCCUCUAGGAAGAACAGUUUAGAACUGAUGGAGCUAUCCAGUAUAAAUAAAGUUAGUUUAGUUUAGGUUUCCUCCUGUAGUAACACUGGAUCAAUAAGAGAUGAUUCUUACUGGACCUCUAGCCUCUAGGAAGAACAGUUUAGAACUGAUGGAGCUAUCCAGUAUAAAUAAAGUUAGUUUAGUUUAGGUUUCCUCCUGUAGUAACACUGGAUCAAUAAGAGAUGAUUCUUACUGGACCUCUAGGGAGAACAGUUUAGAACUGAUGGAGCUAUCCAGUAUAAAUAAAGUUAGUUUAGUUUAGGUUUCCUCCUGUAGUAACACUGGAUCAAUAAGAGAUGACUCUUACUGGACCUCUAGGGAGAACAGUUUAGAACUGAUAGAACUAUCCAGUAUAAAUAAAGUUAGUUUAAUUUAGGUUUCCUCCUGUAGUAACACUGUCACUGGAUCAGUGAGAGAUGAUCCUUAUUACUGGACCUCUAGGAAGAACAGUUUAGAACUGGCAGAGCUAUCCAGUAUAAAUAAAGUUAGUUUAGUUUAGGUUUCAUCCUGUAGUAACACUGGAUCAAUAAGAGAUGAUCCUUACUGGACCUCUAGGAAGAACAGUUUAGAACUGAUAGAGCUGUCCAGUAUAAAUAAAGCUAGCUUAAUUCUUUACGCAAUAUUUUUUAUUCAGGUCCGUAAGGAAAACGAAUGGUGUGAGGAGAAAUGAAGUAUGGAAUAGUUUAUAUAAAGUUGUCAUUUUCCAUCUUUCAAAAGAAAACAAUUUCUUUCAUAUCUUGUUAAUAAUAUAUUGGUUAGGUAGUUUUGUUUAUGUUCAUUUGAUAAGAACUUUGUACAUUGUCGUAUUGAGACAUUGAGAUUGAAAAGCAGAUUGUCUAUACACAUGAAUGUAACGGAUCUAUAGUUUCAACAUGAAUGUAACGGAUCUAUAGUUUCAACAUGAAUGCAACGGAUUUAUAGAUUCGAUGUGUGCAACUGUAUAUUACAUUCUUCAAGCGUUCCAGAUUUUCAGUUU